This is a messenger RNA of Prunus armeniaca (apricot), 1077 nucleotides long. NCBI's taxonomy places the organism in Eukaryota, Viridiplantae, Streptophyta, Magnoliopsida, Rosales, Rosaceae. The record is from the annotation of a GenBank genome assembly.
AUGGCCCCAAUACCCAUCUCCUCCAUCAAGGUUGGCCACAUUGAUGAUGUCCAAGAACUGAGAAAGACUAAGCCCACCAUAAUUCCUGACAGAUUUGUAAGGGACAUGGCUGAGAGGCCAACUCUGGCCCCUGCCAUGCCAUGCUCUAGUGACAUUCCCACAAUCAACUUCUCAAAGCUUUCAAAAGGAAGCAAAGAUGAACUCGAAAGUGAAAGUUCUCAGCUUGCAGCUGCCUGUGAGAACUGGGGAUUUUUCCAGGUGAUAAAUCAUGGGAUUGAUCUGAGUCUGCUUGAGAGCAUAGAGAAAGUGACUAAGGACUUCUUCAUGCUACCUUUGGAAGAGAAAAAGAAGUAUGCAAUGGCUCCUGGGACUGUUCAGGGAUAUGGGCAGGCCUUUGUGCUAUCAGAGGACCAAAAGCUGGAUUGGUGCAACAUGUUUGCUCUUGGGGUUGAACCCAACUUUAUAAGGAACCCCAUGUUAUGGCCAACAGAACCAGAAAAGUUCAGUGGAACUGUAGAGGUUUACUCAAAAGAAGUAAGGAAACUGUGCCAGAAUCUGCUGAAAUACAUAGCCAUGGGCCUUGGCUUAAAAGGUGAUGUGUUUGAAAAGAUGUUUGGGGAGACUGUGCAAGCCAUAAGGAUGAACUAUUACCCUCCAUGUUCAAGACCUGACCUUGUUUUAGGUCUAAGCCCACAUUCAGACGGAAGUGCCCUCACAGUGCUGCAGCAGGGGAAGGACACGUCAGUAGGACUUCAAAUUCUCAAAGAUGACAGAUGGGUUCCUGUUAAGCCCAUCCCUAAUGCACUCAUAAUCAACAUUGGUGACACCAUAGAAGUUCUUACAAAUGGGAAAUAUAAGAGUGUGGAGCACAGAGCAGUGACUCAUAAGGAGAAAGACCGCCUUUCAAUUGUGACAUUUUAUGCUCCUAGCUAUGAGAUAGAGCUUGGACCUAUGGAAGAAUUGGUGGAUGAAAACAACCCAUGCAAGUACAGAAGAUACAAUCAUGGAGAAUACAGUAAACACUAUGUAACCAACAAGUUGCAAGGCAAGAAAACCUUGGAGUUUGCCAAGAUUUAA